AUGGCUUCAAAUGAUGGCGAAGAAGAAACUGUACAAAAAUUGAUAGACAAACUACUUGACAAGGAAAAAAAAAUACAACAAGUAAUCAAACAACUUAAUGAUGAAAUCGAAAAAUUGAAACGUGAAGCUGAAGAAAUUGAACUGAUCGAGGAAACAAAACAUCGGGAUGAAAUCGAAAAAAUGAAAUAUGAAGCUCAGGAUAGGCAACAAAUUCAAGAAGCAAUACAUCGAUAUGAAACUAAAAAAUUCGAGCGUGAAAUUGAAACAAUGAAUCGUGAACUUGAAAUAAUCAAACGUAAAACCGAACAAAUGAAACGUAAAAAUGAACUAACGGAUCGUAAAACUGAACAAAUGAAACGUAAAGCUAGAAUAAAACGACGGAAGCUAGAACUCGAAUUUACUUCAUCAACUAAAAAACGUCGUAAUGUAUUUAAAUCUCAUGAUUACUUUUACGAUAUCGAUGUACCGGAUGAUUUGCACUCGUUCGAUAUUAAUGUAGUAUUAAAGGACAAUAAUUAUUUUAAUGAUAAUAUAUUAAAUUAUAUUGAACAUUAUUCAAAUCAAUUUUCAUCAUAUCCUAAAUUAAACGAAGAAGAAAUUCAAAAAGAAUUUGAUCAAUUAAUUGUUAAUUUAUUAAAUACAUUGAAUAAUUCUACAUCAUUGAAAUAUUUAAAUACAUCUUCUUCAUAUUAUUUAGAAAAUAAGUUUAAUCCUUAUUGUACAUUUAUAUAUAAAAAUAUAAAUAUCAAUAUUGAUCAAGAAGAGCCAUUUUUAAAAGAUUUUGUUGUUUGUCUUGGUAAUUUAAUAUCUCCAUAUAUUUCUUUAUCAGCAGAUUCAAUGAUUGAAGAAAUAUUACAAUAUUUGACAAUGAUAUUGGCAGCACAACAUCGUGAAAAGAUAUAUGGUUUUCUUAGUAAUUAUACACACAUCAAAUUUUUUUAUGUGAAAAAGAAAUCCGAUUCGGAAUGGUAUGAAUUUUUUCAAAGUCAAGAAUUAGAAAUGUUUACUUAUUCGUCCGAAACAUUAUCGUCUAUUAAUAUGUCAACAACAACUGAAAAUAUAAGAAAAUUAGAUGUUAAUAAAGAUACAUGGAAAAUAUUUACAAAUUUUUUAACAAUGAAUACUGACUUUUAUCAAUAUACAAGAUUAAAAAUAGAACCUCAUGAUAAUUUACUUGAUAAUCGAUAUAUUAUAACAAAAAAAUUAGGAUCCGGUGUAUCAUCAAUAGUUUAUUUAUUAAAAAAAACUGAAGAUAACCAUUCAGUUGAAGAUUCACCACAUUAUGUAAUGAAAAUAUUAAAAGAAAGUAAAUAUUCAAAAUGCUUUCGAAAAGAAUUUAAAAUACCAAAAAGAUUAAAACAAUUUAAUGAUUUAAAUAAAUUUCAUUUAUUUUUUCAAGAUAUUAUAUAUCCAUUAUCUUCAAAUAAAUAUUUAUUCUAUGAAAAAGAAUUACAAUGUAUAGAAUCAUUAUCAUUGAUACAAUCGAAACAACUUAUUGAUAUAGUUCAUUAUUUAUAUGAUUGUGGUGUUAUUCAUCGUGAUAUAAGUCCACAAAAUUUAAUGUUAGAUCGUGAUAAUAAUCAUAUAAAAUUAAUUGAUUUUGGUUUUGCCAUUGCAGUUAAUAUCGAUAACAAGGGAGGCAGCAUAGAAAUGAUCGGUUCACUUAUAUACGCUAGUGAAUCAUUUUUAAAUUUUUAUUCAAAAUUAUUAACUGGCCGAGUUUUCCCAUAUUAUUUUUAUGAGCCAGCGUUCGAUUUAAUAUGUGCACUAAAUAUUAUAAUGGCCAUGAGUAAUGCUGAUAUUAAACGAAGUAUUAAUGCAAUUCGAAUAUUACAAGAUGUUAACGAAAUAGUAUUAAAGUCAUCACAAUUAUGGAAAGAUACUAAACGUACAAAUAAACAUUAUUCAAAUUUAUUCACUUUAAUAAAGAAGCUGGAUUCAUGGUAUCCAUUCAAUCGAUUAGAUGAAGCAGAUUAUUCAGAUGAAUCAGAUGAUGCGGAUCAAACAUCAGUUUCUAAUGUUUCAAAAAGACAACCAGAUCAAUCAGCAAUUUUUGACGUUAUAAAAGAUGAAAUAGAAAAACUUUUCGAUAUGUGA
This is a messenger RNA of Rotaria sp. Silwood1, 2097 nucleotides long. Lineage: Eukaryota; Metazoa; Rotifera; Eurotatoria; Philodinida; Philodinidae. The record is from the annotation of a GenBank genome assembly.